AUGUCUACUAACGACGAUCCAUUUGCCCCGAGAGCCGGCUCGAUGGCUACUCCACCUGCCCGUGUGGACCGGACUUUCUUGCGUCAACUCCUUCGACGUUAUCCCCAGGGCAAGUUGUGGUCUCUGCACCGCGACGGAUUGAUCUCGACUUCCGAUGACGAUGACCAACGACCCCGGGAUAGUCCGACCUUCAAUACACUUCAGUCACCGCCGGGAGGUGCGCGGUCAGUCGACGCUACGAAACCCCUGGGUAAGAGGCGGAAGGCGGCGGAGAACUCCAUGCUCAAUCAAUACUUUCCCGGAGCUACGCAGAUCAUGUUCGUACCGCUGUGGAACGCUGUGAGUUCACAGUGGUUUGCGGGUUGUUUUUGUUGGACGACUGUCGAGACCCAGGUGUUCACUUCUGCUGUGGAAUUAAGUUCUGUCCUUGGGUUUGGAUCAUCCGUCAUGGCUGAGUACAGUCGGGUCGAGUCACUGAUCGCUGAUCGGCAGAAAGGGGAUUUCAUCGGCAGUAUUUCACAUGAGUUGCGCAGUCCAUUACAUGGCAUUCUGGCCGCGGCGGAAUUUUUGAACAGUACAAAUUUGGAUGAAUUUCAAGACUCCUUGUUGGAAACACUCUGUGCCUGUGGCAGGACUCUGCUCGAUACGAUGAACCAGGUACUCGAUUUCAGCAAGGUUGUGUCGCUCGAAAGAACAUGGCGCUCGAUGAAACGAAAGAAGGAAUCCCCACUAGACUUCAAAGGAACAGACAAAUUGGCCUCUCACCUUGACACAUACAUCGCGACGGAUCUUUCGAUCAUAGCCGAAGAGGUCGUGGAGGGUAUCACAUUAGGUCUUGCCUAUGGUCAAAAUUCUACUGCAGCGGCCGAUCUACCGGUUGUGUUAUCCCAGAACACACCCAAAGCUACGACAUCAAACAAGGUGGAAGUGGUGAUUGAUGUUGCUCAUCGCGAUUGGGUUUAUCGUACACAACCCGGCGCUUUGCGACGGAUCAUCAUGAACAUCUUCGGAAAUGCCAUGAAAUAUACCGAAGAAGGCCGGGUCACAUUGAGUCUGGAUGCUUCGAAUCAUUCUGAAGGUCGAUCUCGGAGACAGGGCCUAGAAGACCUGGUUACGUUGACAGUUACGGAUACUGGCCGGGGUAUCUCGGAAGAAUUCCUGCGCGACCGUCUUUAUACGCCUUUCGCUCAAGAAAAUUCGCUUGCGGUAGGCACAGGACUCGGUCUAUCUAUUGUUCGAAGUCUUGUGAAGGCAUUGAAUGGCAACAUUCGCAUCCGCAGUCGCCCUGGCGAAGGCACUAUGGUCCGCGUGUCUCUACCUCUCGCCCGCCCGGUCGGCGAAGAGGACCCACCCGUCGAACCAUAUGGCCAUCAGAUUCAACAAAGGGAGAUCUUAGCGAAAACCAUCUCUCUUCGUGAAAAAUAUGCCGGUAGACGAGCUGCAAUCUGGGGUGCAGACCCGGAUCACAUCGACCAAGACUCUACUUGGGCUGAGAUUGGGCGAUAUUUGAGAGAAUGGUUUGGCGUUCAACUCGUGCAAUGGCCGACUCACCUUCCGCUGGACAUGCUCAUCGUGGAGGAAUCUGAAUUGCCUGUUCUACGACACACUGGACUCUCAGCAUUAUUGCCAUCUCUCCUAAUAUUGGGCAGCAAAGCCGAGGAUUAUAGCAGGGCAAAGUCAGAGUGGCUAGGUCUGGCAUCUUCGAUCGACAUUGUUCGACGUCCCUGUGGUCCUCACAAACUAGCUCGGAGCGUCAUGAAGUGUUUCCAGAACUCCCGCUCAACUGUUGUCACUCCAUCAUCUGUCGUCCAUCAGAAUCCAAUGGAAAUGCCCUUGCGAACACCACCAAUUUCUUCAGCAAUCACCUCGCCGGUUGCCUUAGCAUUCGAGAACCCCUUCGAUACAAUCAUGUCUCCGAAAGAGGCCGUUCGUAGCCAGGCAGUUUCUCUUGCGGCCGCUACACCCGAUUCACCUUCUGUGCUCUUCUCUUCGCCUGAAGUCAUCGCGGCGGCUCCUGUCCCACCACCUUUCGGAGAGAACAACACGGGCUCCACAAAACUAGCGCGAGUCCUAGUCGUCGACGACAACCACAUCAACCUGAACCUCAUGAUGACAUUCAUGAAAAAACGCAAUCUUACCGAGCUCGCAUCAGCCGAGAACGGCAAAUUAGCCGUCGAAGCUGUCGAGCGCGUAUCCAGUGGCUUCGACAUUAUCUUCAUGGACAUUUCAAUGCCCGUCAUGAACGGCUUCGAAGCCACUCGCGCAAUCCGCGCAAUCGAACGAGAGCGAGAUGGCUGCGGGCCAGCUAUCAUCAUUGCUCUCACUGGACUGAGCAGUUCGCGAGAUGAGUCUGAGGCCCUGGCGUCUGGCGUGGAUAUGUUCCUGACCAAGCCUGUGUCAUUCAGAGAAGUUUCACGACUAUUACAUGAGUGGGAGAAGGAUGGGAUGAAGAGUUAA
Molecule: messenger RNA, 2457 nt
Organism: Penicillium maclennaniae
Lineage: Eukaryota; Fungi; Ascomycota; Eurotiomycetes; Eurotiales; Aspergillaceae
Product: hybrid sensor histidine kinase/response regulator
Exons: 1
Coding region: 1-2457 (818 amino acids)
Biological process (GO): phosphorelay signal transduction system; protein autophosphorylation
Molecular function (GO): phosphorelay sensor kinase activity; histidine phosphotransfer kinase activity
Source: RefSeq, a predicted model, not a curated record